AUGGCUGAAAAUAUUCCCGUAGUGGAGUCGAUGGCGAUCAAUAUCGACGUUCCUGAGUAUGAAGAGUUUGUGUUAUCAUUGUCAACUGAAGAACUGGUGUCGUACGGCCUGAAAAUGGACAACGUGAUCAGCUCAAUGCAACAAGAUAUCAUCGAACGUGAACGGCGUGCUGCAGCGUUAAAAUGUAUGUUGGAUAAAAACACCGCAUUUCUGGACGAGAACCGUAAGGCGCCCUAUCUUGUGGCGAACGUUCUGGAGGUGUUGGAUAUGGAUCCACUGGAUGAUGAGCGAGAAUGUGUGGACGGCAUGGUGUUGCAGGAUUCACAACGAAAGGGCAAGUGUGCGAUUAUAAAAACCUCUACACGGGAAAUUUGCAUCCUGCCCUUAGUAGGCCUCGUGGAUUUUGAUAAACUGAUCCCAGGAGAUUUGGUUGGAGUUAAUCGGGAUACUUUCAUGAUUAUGAACAUCCUACCGAAGGAGCAUGACACACGGGUUCAGGCGAUGCAGGUGACCGAACGUCCAACGGAGCAGUACACCGAUAUCGGAGGAUUGAACAACCAAAUCCAGGAGUUGAUCGAAGCGAUCGAGCUACCCCUGACGCACAAGGACAAGUUAAUACGUUUGGGCAUUCGGCCCUCGAAGGGUGUGCUGUUGUACGGCGCGCCCGGGACUGGAAAAACACUGCUAGCGCGUGCGUGUGCCGCCGAAACAUGCGCUUACUUUAUAAAGCUUGCCGGCUCACAGCUGGUACAGAGGUGCAUCGGUGACGGUGCCAAGCUGGUAAGGGACGUGUUCGCCCUGGCGAAGGAAAAAGCGCCGACUAUCAUCUUCAUCGACGAGCUGGAUGCGAUCGGUACGAAGCGUUUCGACUCAUCCCAGGCCGGCAGUCGGGAGGUCCAGCGCACGAUGCUUGAGCUGCUGUAUCAGAUGGAUGGAUUCGAAUCGACGGACGACAUAAAGGUGAUUGGAGCGACCAACCGGGUUGACUUACUCGAUCCGGCCCUGCUACGUUCCGGGCGUCUCGAUAGGAAAAUUGAGUUUCCACACCCGAACGAUGCAGCACGGGUACGCAUCUUGCAGGUUCAUUCGCGCCAGAUGAACGUCAGUGCCGAUGUUAACUUUGAGGAGAUUGCCCGUUGUACGGAUGACAUGAAUGGGGCACAGUGUAAGGCGGUUUGCUUGGAGGCCGGUAUAAUUGCGAUAAAACGAUCGGCGGCCGUGGUUGAGCACGAAGACUUCAUGGAGGCAAUCAAUGAAGUGCAAGCGAAGAAGAAAGCUAAUUUGAAUUACUUUUCAUAG
Messenger RNA from Anopheles marshallii, 1299 nucleotides. Its product is annotated as 26S proteasome regulatory subunit 6A-B-like. Gene Ontology annotation, cellular component: proteasome regulatory particle, base subcomplex. The transcript has a single exon. Gene Ontology annotation, biological process: proteasome-mediated ubiquitin-dependent protein catabolic process. The coding region runs from base 1 to 1299 and encodes 432 amino acids. Gene Ontology annotation, molecular function: ATP hydrolysis activity; proteasome-activating activity; ATP binding. NCBI's taxonomy places the organism in Eukaryota, Metazoa, Arthropoda, Insecta, Diptera, Culicidae. The record is from RefSeq and is a predicted model, not a curated record.